AUGCAAGACAAUCACGAAAGUAUCAUCUUUAUUUGGUUUGAUCCUCAAGACCAAUCGGGUCUUAAUCUUGUUGGACCACUUCGAGCAAUCAAUCAUCAUGUACAAGCUUUUAUUGAUUCAUUGACCUGUAUUAAUGCAAUUAAGUCUUCAAAAGAGAAAAUCUUUUUUAUCACAUCGUCCAGUGAUAGUGAACUGAUUGCAACAGUGCAUAAUCUUGCACCUGUUGAGGCCAUGUUCAUACUUGCUUCAAAUGUCGAAAGUAUUAAAGGUGAUUUUCCAAAACUCUGUGGCAUAUAUUCUCAACAAGAAGAAUUAUUUCGUGAAUUAAAAGAAAUAUUGGAUGUUUUUGAACAAAUACAACUUGAAUCAUUUGCAUUUGAACAUGAUAAAGUAUUUCUUUGGUCACAAUUAUGGAAAGAAGAAUUGACAAAUAGAAAAGUGUCAUCCAAAAAGAAUAUCUUUAUUGAAGCAACUCGACAAUAUUAUCGAGAUAAUGUCAUGAUACUUCGGACUAUAGACGAACUCGAUAAAUCUUACCGACCUACCGAAGUCAUGAAUUGGUGUUUUCGUUCUCCGUUUCCUUCACGUUUUCUUCAUCAUGCACUUCGCUCACACAACAAAGAACAACUUAAUGUUUGCCGUUUUCUAUUUGCCGAUGCUUCUCGUUUUCUUCAACAACAACGUCAACGCAAAUCUAGUGAUAAAUUCUAUCGAGGUAUGAAACUGUCAAGUGAACUUCUCGAUAAAUUUAAAGUUCAUGUUGGUCAACUUGUAUGUACAAGUGGAUUUUUUCCUUGUAUCAAAUCGAGAGCUAAUGCCUUGACACUUGCCACAUUACCAGUAUAUCGUACUGAUUUACAAUCAGUUUUAUUUAAAAUUGAUUGCGAUGCAUCCACUCCGUGCAUAGAAUUAGCUAAUAAAAAUUCUUCACCAUUCAUGGUAUUUGAUAUUUGUACGGCAUUUCAUAUUGUUUAUGUUAAUCGAGAUCAAAUGACGAUUAUCAAAAUGAAGACAGCUAGUGAAAUGGGAAGAAAAAAUGUUUCCGAUUAUAUAGAACAACAUAAAGAUGAAACAAUACAGUCACUUCUUGAUGAACUUAUGAAGUCAUCAAUGCGUCCAAAACCAGGUACUCUUCCUCCACUACGACCAAAAUCAAGACCUGUAUCAAGUCAAAAAAAAGAUUCGACUUUAACUGCUGAAGAAAUAAAAGCACAAAAAUGUGCCGAAAAAGGAGAAGUCGAUCGGGCUUUAGCUAUUUACCAUCGUAUUCAACCUGUUACUGCUCGUGUAUUGAACACAAUAGGUCAAUUAUGUGCUGAUAAAAAAGAAGAUUAUAAUUAUGCUUUGCAAUGUCAUACAAAAGCGCUCAAAAUGCAAGAAGAGGCUGGUGAAGAUAUUGGUGAUACUUUAACUAAUCUUGGAAAUGUAUAUCACAAUUGUCACAAAUAUGAUUUAGCCUUAAGUUGUCAUACACGUGCACUCGCAUUGCGUCAAGCCAAUCAAUCACCUGAUGAUGCUGCUACUGCAUCGAAUCUCAUAGGUAUUGCUAAUGCUCAUUGGGCUCAUCAGGAAUAUCCUGCAGCCAUCGAUAAUGUUCAACGAGCCUUGGCCUUACGAGAACAUAUUGUGCCUCCUAAUAAAAUAAGUGUAGCCGCAACUCUUGCGAUGUUGGGAAACAUCUAUCAAGAUUGUGGAAAUGUUGCUCUUGCUCUUGAUCUAUGUAAAAAAGCACUCGUUAUGUUUGAAAGUACGUAUUCACCAGAUCCAUCAGUAUUAGCUGAAUUACAUUAUAGCUUGGGUACAAUGCAUUUAAGUACAGGAUCUUUCGACGAUGCUUAUCUUAGUUUUGAAAAUGUGGCAAAAAUUUAUAGACAAAUUUUUCCACAAGGACAUCCAGAUCGUUUAGCAGCGGAAAAUGAUGUUCAACAAGUUAUUAUGUUACGUCACAAGAGCAAGAAAGACUCCUGA
Rotaria sp. Silwood2 is the source of this 1968-nucleotide messenger RNA. Lineage: Eukaryota; Metazoa; Rotifera; Eurotatoria; Philodinida; Philodinidae. The record is from the annotation of a GenBank genome assembly.